AUGGGAAUGAACUGCACCGCCGACUUUUGCCUCGUCCCAAUGGGCACCGCAUCCCCGUCAGUCGGCGCCUAUAUCGCGCGCUGCCAGCAAAUCCUCGAACGAUCCGGCCUGAAAUACGAACUCCACGGCUACGGCACCGGCCUCGAAGGCGACUUUACCGAAGUCUGCGAAGCCAUCCGGAAAUGUCACGAAGCGGUCCACGAGAUGGGAUGUCCCCGAAUCGCGACCGAUAUUCGCAUCGGGACACGGAUGGAUAAGGCGAGUAGUUUGGAGCAGAAGGUGCAGAGUGUUAGGGAUCAUUUGGCGAGGGGGGCGGAGGAUGACGAUACUGGGGCUGUUUUGGCCUCAUGA
Molecule: messenger RNA, 351 nt
Organism: Saitoella complicata NRRL Y-17804
Lineage: Eukaryota; Fungi; Ascomycota; Saitoellomycetes; Saitoellales; Saitoellaceae
Exons: 3
Coding region: 1-351 (116 amino acids)
Cellular component (GO): cytosol
Source: RefSeq, a predicted model, not a curated record